UUCAAUAUGGAGAGAGUUUCCCCAUUUUUCCUACUUUCCAAACUCCUAUUGUAUUCUUGUCUUAGCUUUGCUACAACUCAUCAAAUCAAUACUGAUGAUGAGUCUCCACUUCUUGCCUUCAAAUCCCUCAUCACUUCAGAUCCUCACAAGAUUUUGAAAAACAAUUGGACCGCCGGAACCUCUGUUUGUACAUGGAGGGGAGUUACUUGUGAUUCAUCUAAUAGUAGAGUGACUCAUUUACAUCUCAACCAUAAGGGACUCAAAGGUUGCAUCGCACCAGAAAUCGGAAAUCUUUCUUUUCUCGUUUCGCUAGAUUUGAGCGACAACUAUUUCCAUGGUCCCCUACCAAAGGAUAUUUGCAGAUAUAACAACCUUCCAAGACUCAAAGAACUUCAGCUUUUCAAUAACAAAUUGGAGGGAGAAAUAGCAGUGAGUUUGGGUGAAUGUCCACAACUUGAGCUUCUUGAUUUGUCAUUCAACAACUUUAGUGGACAUGUGCCUACACAAAUUGGGAACAUCACACACCUUAAGACACUAGACCUUGGUUCUAACAAUCUGAGAGGUACUAUUCCCAAAGAAAUUGGCCUUCUUAAGAAGUUGAAGGUGAUGGAUUUGUCUUAUAACAAACUUAGCGAAGCAAUCCCAAGAGAAGUGUGGAAUAUAACAAAUCUCAUUCAAUUAUGGCUUUCAGAUAAUUUUCUAAGUGGAGUUAUUCAACAAGAGAUUGGUCAUCUUGCUAAUUUACGACGGUUGGACAUGAGCUCGAACGAAUUGUCAGGGUCUUUGCCGUCGGCCGUUUUCAACAUAUCUUCUUUGGAUACCAUCGACCUAUCAAGUAACACACUUUGUGGUGCAUUUCAUUCGGAAAUUCAGAACUUGAAAGCACUGACACACUUAAGGCUUGGCAACAAUGCUUUAAUUGGUCCAAUACCAUCCGUCAUUGGGAAUCUUACAAAUCUGGAGUACUUAGGUCUCUCUUCCAACAAAUUAAAUGGUCCAAUACCAUCCACCAUUGGAAAUCUUUCAAAUCUGAGUCACUUAUCGCUCUCUUCCAACAACUUGAAUGGUCCAAUACCAUCCACAAUCGGAAAUCUUUCAAAUCUGGAGUUCUUAUAUCUCUCUUCCAACAAUUUAAAUGGUGAACUCCCAUCCUCCAUCUGCAUGUCAGCCAUUCGUAUUCUUCUUCUCUCAAAUAAUACUUUGGAAGGAAGACUGCCACACUGCAUCGGAUCUUUGACCAUCUUUCAUCUCAACCAAAAUCAAUUUAGUGGCCUCAUUCCCUCUACAUUUUAUAAGGAUUGUAGUCUUAUGUCCAUUAAUUUAGGUGAUAACAAAUUCCACGGACGUUUACCUAAAUCCUUAGUCAAUUGCAAAAGUCUAGAAGGCCUCGACAUUGGAAAUAAUAGAAUACAAGAUGAAUUUCCCUUUUGGAUGGAACGCCUACGUAAGCUUCGGGUGCUAGUGUUGAGGUCUAACAAGUUUGGUGGUAACAUGUCAUUUCAUUCAACAACCAAGUUUCCAUUUCCUAGGUUGCAAGUUUUAGAUGUAUCUCAUAAUGAAUUUAUGGGCUCUCUACCUCAAAGGUAUUUCAACAAUUUCAGUGCAAUGGUUGAGCCAACAAAAAUUGAAAAUGAUGAGUUUCUAAGUUAUGUGGAGAUGAGGCUCAUCUUGAAAGGUCAGGAUCAGUUAAUUGAUAGACUAUUGGAAACCUUCACGACAAUUGACUUAUCCUCCAAUAGAUUAACUGGAACUAUUCCACCUUCCAUGGGAAAUCUUAAGAUUCUCAAAUAUUUGAACUUGUCCCAUAAUAACCUCAUUGGACAUAUACCUUCAUCUCUCGGAAACAUGAUCGAACUUGAAUCGUUGGACUUGUCAACAAACAAAUUGGAUGGAGAAAUUCCAAGUGAAUUGACAAGGUUGACAUUUCUUGCGAAAUUAAACCUUUCAAUGAACAAUCUUCUUGGGCAAAUACCACGAUCUAAGCAGUUCUCCACAUUUGAGAAUGAUUCAUAUAUGGGAAACUUGGGAUUGUGUGGAGUUCCGUUGACAAGAAAAUGCAACGAGGAUGAUGGGAAAUCGAUGUGGCCUGCAAAAGAAGAAGUUGAAUAUGAAUUUAUAGAUGGAUUUGGUUGGCGAUGUGUUGUGAUGGGAUAUGGAAGUGGAUUUGUGGUUGGGAUUGGAAUUGGUUACAUGAUUAUAAGAAGUGGAAAGCCAAGAUGGUUAGUGGAAUUCUUUUUUGGUGUUGGAUAUAAAUAUAAGACGAAAAAGAGACGCAACAAAGCAGCACCAACACGCAGAGGAACUUAGAUUGGAAGACCCAAUGAUUAUCCAUCUAGGAUUGAAUUGUGAUAUUGAAUCUCAUGAUGAAACACACUAUAUAUUUAAUCUUGGAUAUAAUCUUACAAAUCAAACACCCACUAAUAACAUUCUUUUUGUCUCUAACUUUACUAAUUUAUAGUAUUAAAAUUCAUGGCAUUCUUAGAGUCAUUAUUUUUAUAGAACGGAUAGAAUAAUGUAUUUUGAACUUUUUCUAAUAACAAAUUCUUGAUUUUCUUAUAUUGUCGCAUCUUCCGUGUGACUAAUACUACAUCUCUAAAAUUUAUAUCUUAUUCAAAAAUUACAAUGAAAUUACUGGCUCUGAGUUAGUUAAAUUAAUUAGUUGCCUUCUU
Molecule: messenger RNA, 2669 nt
Organism: Salvia splendens (bonfire salvia)
Lineage: Eukaryota; Viridiplantae; Streptophyta; Magnoliopsida; Lamiales; Lamiaceae
Product: receptor-like protein 9DC3
Exons: 6
Coding region: 7-2307 (766 amino acids)
Molecular function (GO): protein binding
Source: RefSeq, a predicted model, not a curated record